This is a messenger RNA of Magallana angulata, 2797 nucleotides long. RefSeq lists its product as uncharacterized. The transcript has 3 exons. The coding region runs from base 165 to 1781 and encodes 538 amino acids. The record is from RefSeq and is a predicted model, not a curated record. Lineage: Eukaryota; Metazoa; Mollusca; Bivalvia; Ostreida; Ostreidae.
UGACAGAUUUGCCCUAUGGGGAAUCCAACCUGAAACUAUCAACUGGAGAUGUUAUUACUGUGCCAAAAAUCAUCCUAAACAGUAUUAGAUCUCAUGUUAUUGAUCAGUAUUUAAGUUACUGUGAUGAAACCCUUUUCCAAGAUAAAGCCAGUUAUAGUUCAUACAUGCGUAUUCUUCAUUCUGUGGGACCAACUGUUCGCAGAUCUAUGAAAGGACUGGACAACUAUGCUGCAGAUCAUGGCUCCAAAGCAAUUGAGACAUUGCAGAAAGCUGCGGAAUUGUUUUGUAGAUUGGGGAAAGGAAAAUGUUGGCUAGAUAACAUUUGCAGAGUUCUCUCAACUUCAAAGCAGUACCUUAAACUAGAGUACAAGAUGCAUGUUAUGAAAGACUCUGAAGUGGCAGACCACUGUUGCAGGUAUGCUCUGUCAGAUGGAUCAGAGGAUUAUUCUUCCACAUGCAACCAUUUCCACACAAAUUACUGCAGGCAGUGUGCAGAACUUCAUGAAGUUCUAAUAAAUCUUGUAGAAACAUCAGAGCAAAUCAAAUAUGAAAAUGAAAACCAAAAGGAUGAUAUCAAGUACAUAGUGAGUGAGGGGGUUCGAGCAGUUCAGGAAUGGAAAAAGCAUGUACUUCGGACUGUAAAUCAGAAUGAUGCUCGUAAAGAUAUUCUGGAAAACUUAGAAGAUCAUGAAAUUUUGUUGGAAAGAGAUUGGGCUAUGAAGUUCAUCCCCAUGCAAUACAGGGAGUCACAGUCAAAUUGGUUUGGAAAAAGGGGGUUGAGCUGGCAUAUUACCGUUGGAACCUUCAGAAAUGGAAAAGCCAUGGAAGUCAACACUCACACCAUUAUUCACAUUUUUGAUGCUGCAUCACAGGAUGCCCACACUUCUAAUGCAAUCCUUAAGAACAGCCUAAUGAAUUUCCAAGAAAUGAACCCAUCACUGAAAGACGCAUAUGUAAGAUCUGACAACGCUGGCUGUUUCCAUGGUACUGCAUCCAUAUCUGUGAUGCCAUUUCUUUCCACAAAAAUCAGAUGCAGUCGCAUGGAUUUUGCUGACCCCCAAGGCGGGAAGUCCAUUUGUGAUAGAAAAGCGUCACAUGCUAAGUCAUUUAUCAGACGCUUUGUAAACGAAGGAAAUGAUGUUUGCACGGCCAUAGAAUUCAAAGAUGCUUUACACAAAUCAAGCAUGAAGAAUGUUACAGUGGUAGUGGCACUACCUCCACAGAAAAUUAAUGAAAAGACGGCAGGAAGGGUCCUGAAGAUCCCGAAGAUUACUACAUUAAACAACUUCAGUUUUGAGGAGGGAGGGAAUUUUAGAGUUUGGAGGCAAUAUGGUGUAGGGAAUGGCUGUCUUAUUCCUGCCACUGAUACAGUCAGUGAAGUGGCAGAACUACCAGUUCUUGACAUGUUUGUUAGAUCGACUCAGCAGCCAACUCAUGAUCUGUUUGUCAACACUGUUACUCCAGAAUUUACAUUACCUCCAGAAAACCAUAGCGUUUCACUUCCUGAUGAUGUCAAUAUGAUUCCAACUGAAGAAGUCUUAGAAGUUGAACCUAUGUCAAGGUUGUUUCCAUGCCCUGAGUGUACCAGAACCUUCCAGAAAUAUGGCAAUUUACAAAGACAUUUAGAUGCAGGUUAUCACACUACACCAGUCCAUCCGCAGAUAUUGUCAGACAGAUCAAAGAUUGAGUAUUCCAAACAGAUGGAAAAAAUUAAUGUGAAAACACCUUGUUUAGAAAAUGUGUCAUCAACAAAUCAAAUAGAUCAGCUGAAACAAGGAUAGGCCCUCAAGUCAAGACGAGAAAUAAAAAGAUUCACAUCGUAUCCGAAGAAGUAUUUGGUUGAAAAAUUUGAAUUUGGUGAAAAAAAAGGCCGAAAAUGUUAUCCGGAAGAAAUAGCCCAACAGAUGCGACAUAUAAGUAAUGAUGAUGGCAAAAGGCGAUUUUCUUCGGCAGAAUUCCUUACGCCUUUGCAGAUAGGCAGCUUCUUUAGCCGUCUUGUUCUGCAGAAAAGAAGAGCUGACAAUAGUUUGUAUAAUGAAGAUGAUCUUCAGGCUGAAGGCAUUGAGCAUGAUUUUCAAGAACUUAUGAUGGCUGCAUAAUACUUUAAUGCUCAUAUAUACCAUCACCAUGAAUUUAAUCUUGUCAGUUAACCUUAUGAAAACUGAAUUGUGUAGAUAGGGACAUUUCGGAAUGGUACAUAAACUUUUUGUUUUUAAAAUAUGUGCCUGAAAUUAAUACUUCAAUAACUUCAGUUCUUUCUAUAGUUCACUUCAUUAUCAUAUGCAAAUACAAUGUUAGAGAGAAGUAGAAGUACUUGUCUUGAUUCAGAAAAGAUAUGUUUUGCAUAUGACAGCAUCCUGAAUGAUAUUAUAUACCUUUUUAUUCAACAUAUUGAGGAAAAUGUUGUUUGUUUUUAUAAUCUUAAAGCAAGAUUAUGACCAUUAUAAUUUUUAAAGCAGAUUUUGCCUUGUACAUAAACCUUUAUAAUAAAAGCAAUUAAUACCAGGUACUUGUAUAUAAUAGAAAAUUUGCUCAUGAAAUGCUCAUAAUUGCAUUAUACUAAAAUUUAGUAGAGCAUAAUAAUGUACAUUUUAAAUUUUAAUGCUGUGUUGUUGUGUUAUAUUUUUGACUUUUUUGACUUAAUGAUCAUUUAAAAUAUGUCAAUGUUGAUAAACGAAUGUCUAAUGAUUUAUUACACCAUGUUCUUUUAUAGAGUUAUUUAUUCAUAUUAAUCAGCUAUUGUAAACUAUGAUAACAUGUAGAUUAUUAUAAGUCAUAGAUCAAUAUUAAAUCAAUU